Molecule: messenger RNA, 2409 nt
Organism: Agrilus planipennis (emerald ash borer)
Lineage: Eukaryota; Metazoa; Arthropoda; Insecta; Coleoptera; Buprestidae
Exons: 6
Coding region: 581-1405 (274 amino acids)
Source: RefSeq, a predicted model, not a curated record
UUAGGACUGACAACUUUAUGAUGAUGAUGAUUAAUAAUCCAACGCGAUCAGACACAGAUUAACGUUACGCUAACAAUAUGCAUUUUGAAAAGUUUCACGUGAGAUGGGGCAGAAGGUGGUAGAGCCAAAAAUCACCAAGGGGGGAGGGGGAUUGAAAAAUCACCUCACGUAAGUAAUGGAUGCGUUUUACCAAGCAAAAUGCGAAAUUAUGAGCUGCUGUUGACAAUUUAAUGUAGAAAUGAAUUUUCCAACUGGAGACAGUAAAUUUAUCCAUGCUUUAAUUUAUAUUACUACAACUUGCAUUUUACUUGUUUCUCACUACUUUAUUUGACUUUCAUGCUAUUCCAAAUACAAUGACGGCAUAAGAACUCCUUACUCUUGCAAACGUAUUGUUCGUGUAAACAAUCAAACAUGCGCAUACUGUAAACACACGCUCUAUUCAGCCUGUGGCUUCAUUUUUUUUACUUGUUCCUUUCGAGAUGUUUAGUUGGGGAUGUUCAACCACUCAAUUAACAACUACCAAAGCUGUUAAUCUGUAAUUUCGUUUAAGUUCAGCAAUUUUUUUAUAUACCUACGGAAAAUGUUGGUGAUGAUGGAUAUAAUUGAAACUUUUCUUAUCAUUCAGUUUACUAUUUGCGUUUUUGGUUUAAAAAAUGUGAAUAUAGUAAUCGAACCACCUAUUGUUGAAAAAGGUAAUAGUGUGACUAUACAAUGUAACUAUGAUUUGGAAGGUGAACUUUUAUACAUUGUAAAAUGGUAUCGAGGGCAAAGAGAAUUUUAUAGGUACGUUCCCCAAUCCAGGCCCACAACUAUGAAAUUCCCGUUUAAUGGUUUAGAUAUUGAUGAAGACCAAUCAAAUGAAAAUCGAGUUCACCUUCGAAAUGUUGAUUAUAAUUUAGCUGGCAAUUUUUCUUGUGAAGUUUCAACUGACGCCCCGGCUUUUUAUACCAAUAUUGUUAGCAAAGAAUUGAAAGUAGUAGAAUUGUCUAAGAAUAAAAGGCUUCCAGUGCUUGUGACCGACAAACCAAAAUAUGAAGAAGGAGACGUUUUAAAUGCAUCAUGCAGCUCUUCUCCAUCGAAUCCAGCUGCAUCAAUUUAUUUUAUUUUAAACAACAUUGUAAUAUGUGGUCCUUGUAACACGACCAUUUACAAAAAAGAAGGACUUUGGCUGGCUCGUUCAAAUUUACUAUUGCCCCUUUUUCCUUCACAUUUUAAUACGGAUAACUUGAUUCUACGAUGUGUUACUCAUGUUACUGACCGUUAUCAGCAAGAGAUAGAAAUUCAGAUUUACAAUAGACCGUAUCCAAUUCCACAAAGAGUUAUUUCCUCUGGCGCAAUUUUAACCAACGGUAAACUUUUAUUAUCAUGCCUAACUUUAAGUAUAUUUGUUUGCUUUUAUAAAUAGGUAAUACUAAAUAGUCAAUAAUAUUGUAUUUUUUACAUAUACACAUUUUUUUAAAUAUAAACUCAGAUGCUGAAUUCGGACGUUACCGGAUAUCAAAUAAAUUAGCAGUAGCCGAAAUCCUUCACUACUCUAAAAUAUUAACCACAACGUUAUGAGCAUGGAAAAGCAUUUUUUCACAAUCUUGUUUUAAUAUUCUAAUACUUGUUAGUUAGCCCCACCACAGGCAAAACUCUUUCUCCAUUUAAUUAUAUGUAUGUAUAAUUAGAACAGAGAUUUAGGUGGGGGGGGGGGUUAGCGUCUUAGCCAGAGCUCACGCAUUGGAAUUCUGAAUUCGACCAAACUACAGUAAUUCAACUUCACUUAAUGCAAAACACUUUAUACAAUGCAAAAUUAUGUAAUGUUUUCAUUUAUUGUUGCAAAAUAUCAAUUAUGUUGUUCACAUUGAGAGCUUUUGCGACUUUUCUCUCGGUUUUCAUCCAAUGGACUUCAUCAUUCUAUUCACAUUUAUGCAAACAUAUAUUCAGUUAUUACAAGGGCUGUUGUGUAGUUACUUUUAAUAAUGUUAUUCAGGCGUUGAUUCCACCCCUUUGCGGCAUUGUUAGUACGAUGCUGUUAUCCAUAGUUAUUCCACAUGGCAAGCAAUAUGGUUUGAUUCUCCAUCUACUCUUCUACGAAAUAAUAAAAAGAAUUCUUGUAACUUUGGUGAAGAUGGAGCAGUUUCCAUUAUAAUUAACGAGGCUUCUUCUACAAAUUGAAUAGGAACGUAUGCUAUUACUGCACACGUUCUUAAAUGCAGCAUCCUUAUGUCUUCGUUGUUUUUAUAGUAUAAGGGUGAGGACCACUCAUUGUAUUUUUCUCUACGGACACUGUCUAAAAUAAUAAUUGCAUCCGCUUAUCUGCACAUUAGGAAAGAAACACUUCAGUGAAGAUAUCGGAGCCUGUUCAAAGUCCAUUUUUAUUGUUUUCAGUUCAAAAUAAUUGUUUAGUUAUAAGAGUAAUCCUAA